GGGUGCGGGGAGCGGCGGCUGGUCGGGAAGCGGGCAGGCGGGCGGGUGGGCGUCGUAGCGGCGGCGGUGGCUGGGAGCCCAGCCCGGAGCAUGGCAGGGGCCGGAGCCGGUACGGAGGCUGCCGUUCGUUUCCUCUCUUCGCCGGCUCCUCCCGCCCGCCGGGAACUUUUUCCAGCGGCCGGCGGCGGUGCCUCCCCCCGGUGGUGGUGGCAGCGACGGAGGCAGCAGCGGCGGCGGCUCCGCUCGGCGGUGUCUCCCGGGCCGGGGCUGGGGCUGUUGGGACUGGUUUUUUCUCGCUUCUGCUGCAGUGCCUUAGCUGAGCCAAUUGUUGAUCCACAUGUGACAGCAGUUUGGGGAAAGAAGGUUGCACUGAAAUGCAUAAUUGAUGUAAAUGAAACAAUAACACAAGUUUCUUGGGAGAAGAUACAUGGUAAAAGUUCACAGACUAUUGCUGUUCAUCAUCCUGAAUAUGGAAUAUCUGUUCAAGGAGAAUACCAAGGAAGAGUGUCAUUUAAAAAUUACUCACUUACUGAUGCAACAAUCAUCAUUAAAAAUGUAAGCUUUUCUGAUGCGGGAGAAUAUAUUUGCAAGGCAGUAACAUUCCCACUUGGAAAUGCAGUUUCAUCAACAACUGUAACAGUACUAGUUGAACCUGUUGUGAGCUUAACAAAAGGACCAAACCCUCUAAUAGAUGGUGCAAAUCGGACAAUAGCAGCCACUUGUACAGCAGCCACUGGAAAACCUGCUGCAGAGAUUGAAUGGGAGGGAGGUCUUGGUGAAAUGGAAUCCAGCUCUACAUUGUUUCCCAAUGAAACUGUGACAGUUGUAAGUCAGUAUAUGAUUGUCCCUACACGAUUUGCUAGAGGAAGACACAUAACUUGCAUUGUGAGGCAUCCUGCUUUGGAAAAGGAGAUAAGAUACCCUUACAUGUUGGAUAUACAGUAUGCCCCAGAAGUUUCGGUAACUGGCUAUGAUGGAAACUGGUUCAUUGGAAGAGAGAAUGUUCAGCUCAGAUGUAAUGCUGAUGCAAAUCCAUUACCUAUGGAAUUUAUGUGGACCAGGUUGGAUGGACAAUGGCCUGAAGGACUGCUGUCAGUCAACAAUACUCUGCAGUUCAGAAGCCCCUUGACUUACAAUUAUACUGGGACUUAUAUCUGUAAGGUGACUAAUUCCCUUGGUCAGAGAAGUGAUCAGAAGACUAUCUACAUAUUAGAUGAGCCAUUUAAGCAGACAUCUUCUGUUGCUGUAGCAGGGGCUGUGAUUGGAGCAGUCCUUGCUCUUUUUAUCAUAACGAUCUUUGUGACAGUGCUGCUGACCCCAAGGAAAAAAAGGCCAUCCUAUCUAGACAAAGUGAUUGAUCUUCCACCCACUCAUAAACCAGCCUCAUGUGAAGAGAGAGCAUUCUCUGUACCACAGAAAGAAGCUAUUCUUCAUAAAGAACAUUUUGCUUUGCAAAACCAAUACAGAGAGAAAUACGAUGGAAACUUGCAGCACAUGAAAGCUGUGAAUGGAAGGCAACUUCCUUAUGAGGCUGAAGAGCCGCAGGAACAAGAAGAUCUUGAGCAUAUGUAUCCUGUUUUUCAGCAAACAUACUACAAAAAUUGGAGCAGCAGAUACCAGCAAAACUCAGAACGUGGAAGAGUCUACAUCAAUCCAAGGGAGCAUUACGUUUGAUUCUGUACCCAGAAGUCUUAACUUUUAAGAUAUGAGGGGUUUAAUGCCUGUUAACUGUAUGACAGAUGUGUCUUGUUGGCUUUCAUCUCUAAAAUAGUCGGUCUUUUUUUCAGUGGGAAGAAAUUGCAUGGAAAAUUUUAUAUAGGUAAACCCUAUGGAAUUUGAAACUUAACUUGUUUCUAGUCUUUGAUAUGUAUUUGUUUUUCUAGUUAUAUCAAUCUGCCAAAAGAGGAGAACCAUUUAGCUUAAGUAACCUUCAUAGUCAUAAGCUGUUUUCCUGAUUAUUUCUGGUAGCGUUCUCUCCCUGAAUGGAUAUUUUACAACAACCUUACCUAUGUAAGAGUGAGCAAAUAUGAGCAAGGCAACUGAAUACCUGGUGACUUGAACAGUCUCAGGCUGAGAGUAAUUUUUCUGCAUCUUGGAAACUUGGGCUAAUUAUCAUUUUGACUGGCCUUAGCUAUUGAUUUCUCAAUUAGCUCUACCUCUCCCAGUCAAAUGAUUGACUACCUCUCAAAUACUGACUUGCUGUUUUGUAAUAUACAUUGUGUGUCUUCCCACCACAUUAAAACAAGUGAAGCAAUUUCCUUACAUCAGAAACUUUUUGGCUUAUAUUGAUCCUGGCUGUCAGUUAUGUACUUUCUGGUUGUAGUUUCACAGUAGGUCUAUAUGAAACUUAGUUGCAGGUAGUAGAUGACUAGACAGACAAAACUUCCUGAAAGUGUUUUGUGUAGCUGCAUCUUGCCUACAAAUUGCUGUUUAGCUGUUUUUCCAAGUGUGACUCCCAUGGUAAGUGUUGCAGAGUUUAUCUUGCUUGGUAAUAAAUACAUUUCCUGUUCUUUGGUUUCAUCUCAGUUUGCAGUAAAGCUGCCUAUAAUGUGUUCUUACAUGUUAGCUAGCUUUGGUAGAUUUCAAACAGUUUUCAGCACUGUCCUUUAAUCUUAGCCAGUAGCAUGAAGUAACUGGAAAAUGUUGCAGUAUUCCACAUGAAAUAGUGUAAGUGACGGGUAAUGGUUGAAAAAUGUGCUCAGGAUGUUUUCCUUUGGAGUAAAGAAAAAAUAUUUAGCAAGUAAAAAAAUAUGUCUAUAAUGUAUUAGUGCUGAAAAGAGCUCACAGGACAAUCUUAGUCUUUUAAAACAGCAGGAAUUAAGACACUGACUAAAAUUUGCUGGAGAAACUUAAACAACUUAUGUGUAUUCUGUACACAGUCAGAUGGCCUUAAGACAAAACGUUGAGAAGAAUGGCUUUGUCAACUGACUUAGCUAUUGAUACAAAACUUAGCAUUACUUCUCUGAUAUUAGUGUUUUCUCUGCAGGUGAUUGGAUUUUUCACAGGUAAGAGUCAUAGUUGUAGAAGCAAGAGAAUUGAGAGCUGGUAUAAAGUGUGCUGCAGGUAGGAUGCCUUUAAAAACCUGUAUUCAACCUGCAUUCAUCUUCAUCAUAGUAAAAGUUAAUGACAUCCCUAGCUGUAAUAGGGCUAGUUAAGUAUUUCUAGUUUGUUACAGGUAGCAGCUAGAAGAUUAUGCCUUAGGUGCCUGUGUUCUGGACACUGUACAAUUAGACUUUUACUGUUCUCUUGCUAAGCAGCUUCCUGUUAUAUUAUGUGGAUGACGUUGACAUCUGAAGGAAUGGCGAAGAAAGGUUGGAGCAAAGCUGUUUCCUUGGGAGCUUUCUGUGAACAACUGUCAACUUGCUUUUCUCUUAGGAGCUGAGCACAUUCAUGUAAAUUGAGCAACUGUUUUCAACUUUAGAGCCUCUUGCUGUAUUUGAGACCUAAAGAAGUACUUGUGUGCCCCAAAAAUAUAUUUUCCAAUGAGGGCCUUACAUUACUGCAGUUCCAAAAAACUUCUACUGCCAGAACAUGAAAAUAAAAGCGUCUUGGCCAAAUAUUAAAGCACAUAGAAUGACAGAAUGUAGAGGUGAACUGUACUCCUUGAUAUCAUUUGAUCAAUCUCAGUGAACAAAUACUCUUGCAAAAAUACCUGGAUAUACAUUGUAGGGUGAUUUAAAACAGGGUUACUGUGAUAAUAUUCCCACUACAUUUGUUAGUACACUGUGAGAUUGAGCAGGUGAUAAUUUCAGUUUCUAUUAUGUUAGCAAAUGAUGUAAAAAACAAUUACUUUCAGUUCAGACCUACUGCCUUUUAUUCUUUGGUUUGAAGUCUUGAAACUUUGGGGCAAGCAAGGAGGAAGGAAGAACACUAUCAACAAAGCUGUAAUUGCUUUUUUGAGUUAUUAAAAAUAGCAUAAAAAAAAAUUUUCUGCCUGUAUUGUCCAAGUUAUGUAUCAAGAGACUACAGAAAGCUUGAAUUGCAGGCUGUCCAUCAGCACAUAGUUUGCCCUGAAAUCACUAGGGAAAAAUAUUAUGUUUGUUACCUGUGAGAAGUUGUUUCUUUGUAAUCUGUUCAGGGACGUUGAGUGUGUUAGGUCUCUUGAAGUGUAGCUUUGUAGUCUUAAGUGUGGCUGGAUUUUGGGAAAGGAGAUUUGACUUAGAAUGCUCUGAAGAGAACUGAAAAAUGUCUGCUGAUGAGGAUUUCCCACAGAAAGGAUUGCUCAUGUAGAGUUAACUUUGAUCUGCUUUUUUAAGAUGUAGAAAAUGUCUUUUUUUAUUUUUGUACAUUUUCAAAUGUUUGUAUUUGUAUUUUGAUUUGAAUAAAAACAUAAAAAAAUAUAA
This is a messenger RNA of Apus apus (common swift), 4343 nucleotides long. It is a transcript of the gene NECTIN3, whose product is annotated as nectin cell adhesion molecule 3. The transcript is spliced from 9 exons. NCBI's taxonomy places the organism in Eukaryota, Metazoa, Chordata, Aves, Apodiformes, Apodidae. The record is from RefSeq and is a predicted model, not a curated record. Gene Ontology annotation, biological process: heterophilic cell-cell adhesion; homophilic cell-cell adhesion. The coding region runs from base 91 to 1674 and encodes 527 amino acids. Gene Ontology annotation, cellular component: adherens junction; apical junction complex.